Cherax quadricarinatus is the source of this 1777-nucleotide messenger RNA. The record is from RefSeq and is a predicted model, not a curated record. Lineage: Eukaryota; Metazoa; Arthropoda; Malacostraca; Decapoda; Parastacidae.
AUGAAUCAGAGGCAUUCUGUAUUAUAUAUUUACUUUUCUCCCGUUUUGCAGGUCUGCCGCCACUUCUUAGUAAAAUUCUGUCCACAUGACCUCUUCACAAAUACCAAAUCAGAUCUUGGUCCUUGUGAGAAAACAAUCCAUGAUGAGGAUCUUAAGAGAGAGUUUGAAAAUUCUAAUUCCUAUCGCCGCACUGCCUUUGAAGAUGAAUUUGUUCGAUAUGCAGAAUCAAUGCUUACUGAUGUAGAUAAAAGAAUUAGAAAGGGAAAACAACGUCUUUCUCUUUCAGUUAAGGAUGCCUUGGAUAGUAGCACUACAGGUGAUGGACGGGUUGAUGAGCAACUGGAACUUCUCUCUGAGAGAAUAACAGGAUUGGUCAGUGAAGCCGAACGUUUAGGAUGUGAAGGAAAUGUCGAAGAAGCACAGGGUUUACUAAAACUCUGUGAUCAGCUACGUGAAGAAAGAGAUCAGCUUCGUCGAAGUAGUGAGAAUUCAGUGUGGCAUCAGGCUGCAGAGAUGGCAGCAUCUCAGGAGAAACAGAUGGAGGUGUGUGAAGUGUGUGGUGCAUUUCUAAUCGUAGGUGAUGCUCAGCAGCGGAUUGAUGACCACCUGACCGGUAAACAGCAUGUCGGAUUUGCUAGGCUUCGCCAAGCCAUCCAGGAGAUCAGAGAUAGUCGAGAUAAGGCAAGAACUGAUCGAGAAUUACUUCGUGAAAAGGAACGAGAUGAGAGACGUAAAGCAUUGUUAGAAGAAGAGAAACGCAAGGAAAGGGAAAGAGAAGAUAGACGGAAGAAAGAAGAAGAAAGAAGGCGCAUAAGCCGUGAAAGGGAAAGGAGAGAUCUCAGUCGAGACAGAGAUCGUGAUAGAAUGAGGGAUCGUGAUAGAGACCGCGACCGCAGAGACAGGAGACGUUCUCGCAGCAGAGACCGUAGACGCUCUCGCAGCAGAGAAAGGAGUUACAGAAGCUCUAAUUCCAAGGACAGAGAUAGAAGAGAUAGAGAGAGAGACAGACAUCAUCGAUCACGUAGUCGUGAACAUGACCGUAGGAGAUACAGGGAGGAGAAUGGGCACAUACGACCACGUGACUACUGAUGGCAACAGGGCUUAGGGAGGAAACUGAGAGGGGGACGUGGAGAGGCGAGGUGGAUGAACAGGGCAUGAAGGCUUAAGCAGUGAGUGAUCUCCAUUUGAGGAUUACCUUCUGGAACAAGCAAAGAAGACUUCCAAGCUACAUCUACAGUACACUCAUAAGGGGACUAAACUAGCAGUGUGGUUUGUUGGAGAAUGCAGAAUUUCGGGACGUGCCUUCAGUCGCCACUUUGUUUAGCCAGGUGAUCCCCAACUUUCACUCCCUUCUCUGCCUCCCCCACUAGGCCUCUUCCCAGCCCUACCCAUCAUGACUUCCCUGAUGGGCAUUCAUAGGUUCAACGAUGAUUUUAUAAAUCAUGAGUUAGUGUAUAUUUUUUUUCCUUUAAGAUCUUAUUGUAUAAUAGUUACAAUGGGUGAUGUUCUGUAACAAACAUUGUUUGAAUGUAAAAUUUUAUAUUAUAUACAGUUUGUUUACAGUUCACACUACAAGUACUUUUGUGAUGUUAAUGCUAGGGUGAUGAAACAUCUUUCCUGUUCAUCUUAGUUUAGGUGCGAUAACCUCUUCAAACAGAGUUGUGAUGCUGUUUAAGGAAGUUCGUUGGUUGUCCGGUCACAUUCCAUCAGUUAUCUCAUCUCUUCACUCUAGUAAGGUGAGAUAUUGUGAAUUGUGUCAAUAAAUGUAUAAACAAUU